UCCUCCACCACUGCACAACUUCCGGUCACGUUCCGUGUCGGUCUUUCAACAUUUGCAGUAAAGAGUCUUCACUAAUUACUGACAAAAAUAAUUCCGUUUAGAAAUCCAGUAUAUAAGUAACUAUAUUUGAUUAGGUAAAACAGCGAACAAACUUUAUAUCCAACAUCGAACUAAGCAGGAAGCAAGUAAGUUAACCACAAUAUUGGAACGUGGCUCAAACCUCGGUGGGGUUCAACUCUUGCCAGCAAUGUAAACAUCGUAUCAGGUAUAACCAUGCUUGAUUUGCAUUUUAUAAAUGUUAAGUGAAUAUACAGCCUCAAUACAAACUUACCAAAGCGUAUGUAAACGUAUGUUUCGAUCAUAUGACACCCAACACUAAUAUCUACGUAGUGAAAUCUGCAGUGCCAUCUGGUGGCCCGACUGCGUAAUCCAUCAUGUUUAAUGCAUAUUUAGUCCCCUUUGCAUUCUGGGAAUUACAGUCCGUGUGAUGUUAAAAUUCAACUUGGUACCAAUUUAGCAACCACGAAUAUCGUAAAAAAUAUAUGUCAGGUUUGUGUGAAGUAUAUUACAACGUGUAUUAAGUGUGCAUGUCACAUUUGACAAAACAAACAAUACAUAUUAUCCUGAAUAUACCCACGUGAAAAACUACACUAACCACAACGCAUGGCGAAUUAAGCUCUCGCUCAUGGAAGACAGCAGCUGCGCUUCAGGAAAAUGGAAACGCAUGUUAGUAGAUAAACAUUAUGUUUUUGGUAGUCCAUGCGUAAUUCGCUAGUCAAGUUUAGUUUUAAUACAUUUUGCAGAAUAAUUUUGUAUCGCGAAUUAACUCAGAACUCAGACAAACGACUCAUGGUCGUUUUGAGCCAGACACCGGAUGCGGACAGUUUGUCGGCCCAUACCGGACAAGUCUCGGGGUCCCAGUCACACCCUGCUGGGCCGAUGGCUUUGAGAUAAUAAGCCAUUUAUGACCCUUGAUUGCUAAAACAUAAUGACGACAUGACUGCUUUUUCUCGAAUUCGGAUGUGAAGUGAAUAUUUGGACUGGAUAUGACCGUCUUAUCAACACCAUGGUCAGAUCAGGGGAGAUAACAUUGGACACUGUGUGCUGCUCUACCAACCAGACAAGAAACUCACUAGCAACAAAGUAGUUUGAAGUCCAUUCUUAUCUCGCUAUUCCAUCCGCCGUGGGACAAUGUCCACACAGAUGUUCACUUUUGUCACCCGGGACGACAACAGCACCGUUUAUGCAGAAGUUUCCAAAAUCCUCUUGUCUACUGGGCAGUGGAAGAGGCUGAAAAGAGACAACCCCAGAUUCAAUCUAAUGCUUGGUGAAAGGAACAGGCUUCCCUUUGGACGUUUGGGUCAUGAACCAGGACUGGUGCAGCUGGUGAAUUACUACAGGGGGGCAGACAAGCUUUGCAGGAAGGCAUCCUUGGUCAAGCUUAUAAAGACUAGCCCAGAACUCUCUGACUCCUCCAACUGGUUUCCGGAAUCUUACAUCAUCUAUCCCACCAUCCUCAACACUCCUGUGGCUCCUGCCACAAACGGCCUCAGCCAUCUGAAGAGCAAUCCCAAGACCGAUGAACGAGAAGUUUUCUUGGCUUCCUAUCACUCCAAGAAAGAAAGCGGGGAGGGGACAGUGUGGAUUGCCAAGUCCUCAGCUGGAGCUAAAGGUGCUGGUAUUGUGAUAUCGCAUGAUGCUAACCACCUGCUGGAGUACAUUGACAAUCAGGGACAAGUUCAUGUCAUUCAAAAGUACUUGGAGAAACCUCUACUUCUGGAACCUGGACAUCGUAAGUUUGACAUCAGGAGCUGGGUCCUUGUGGAUCAUCAUUACAACAUCUAUUUAUACCGAGAAGGUGUGCUGCGGACAUCCUCAGAGCCGUACAACAGCUCAGACCUCCAGGAUAUGACCAGCCACCUAACCAACCACUGCAUCCAGAAGGAGCACUCCCAGAACUACGGCCGCUAUGAGGAAGGCAACGAGAUGUUCUUCGACGAGUUCCGUCUGUACCUUCUCAACACUCACAAUGUCACCCUGGAAACCACCAUAUUACCUCAGAUCAAGCAAAUCAUCAAGAGCUGCCUGGCAUGCAUUGAACCAGCCAUCAGCACCAAACAUCUGUCCUACCAGAGUUUCCAGCUGUUUGGCUUUGACUUCAUGGUGGAUGAGAAGUUCAAAGUAUGGCUCAUUGAGAUCAACGGAGCACCAGCCUGCGCACAGAAGCUGUACCCUGAGCUGUGUCAAGGCAUCGUGGAUGUAGCCAUUUCCAGUGUCUUCACUCUAAACAAUAGUGGUGACUCCUCGUCAUCGUCGCCUUAUUCAUCCUCUCCGUCUUCCCUGUUCACCAGUAACGCUUGUUCCUCACCCAAACUGAGAGGGCCGCUUCACGUGGGCCCUUUUACUCGACUUUAAGCAUGGCAAAUCGUUCCCGUCCCUCUGCACUGCUGGGAGAGCAACAAAAAACGUCAAUUGUAACCACAAUAUUGAUUGUUACCUGGUCUUUCAUGCAUGCCUCUCUAUGAAUGAAUCCAAGGACUUACAGAGGAUGUAUAUGUCCACUUGAAACAUGGAAGAAAUUCCUCCUGUUCUUCCCAUGAUCGAUUUGUUGGAUGUCAGAAGGAUGUAGAGACGCUCCAAAUGAGACUGUAGUGCCUUACAUAUCCAGCCAUAACCCAUCAACAUUUGUCACAGUGCUGGCAACGCAACACUAGGAAGCCCACGUUUUAGCAAAUCUGGCCUUUGACCUCUCUAUGAGGACCAAGAUCCAGCUUUUUCUUGUCGUCAGUUCUCCCCAAGUCACAUUGAUGUUUUUUUUUCUCAGAGUAAAUGUUUGCAUCUUCACACAAGUCAAUGCUGCAACUGUAUCCUGUAUAUACAGUAUACACAGGUUCCUCUGUUGUUGAAAGACAUCACUAGCUCACUACUUUAAGUAGUACAGUGUUCCCCAUAUGGACUGCUACAUCUCGAUUUGGCGCUAGCUGAUCGCACAUGCUCAUAUAAACAGACAAAUGGGACUGUCGAUGUAAUCCCGCUUUUUAACACACCUCAUACGCACCUAGUCUGCCAGAGAAAAAGAUGUAGCAGGAGGGAUCAGACUUAACAACAUUGUAACAAGUAAUCAGACUCCUGGGAUACUCUUUUGGAAAAAAAAUCUAGUGACGAGACUUGGGCUCCAAAGUCUUAUUAUAUAUACAAUAGCACUCUCUAGUUUUGAGCGCUAAAUGUAUAAACGUAUGUUCAAGUUCAACACGGCAGUUUGUCUUCUAUUUCGUGGAUUUGUUAAGAUGCGGCAGCGUUUUACAUUCGCGUCUCACAUUACUGAUCGCAGAAGAAAGUAUGAAAUGUUAUUGUUUGACGAAAAGCAUUAUCAAUGAAACAAGAGACAAAAACAACAGCGGCACUGAAAUGGAAGCAUGUAUCAUUCUCAACAGGCAGCUGUUAUUUGCCCCUUCCUCAUCCCGACACGCUGAUUUUUUGGACCAACAAAGAAAGUUCAUGAGUAGUUUUAAACAUUAUGUUGUCCAUGUAUCACUCACUUUUUGUCUCUCUCCAACAGUGUCCAUUAUAAUUACAUGCAAAUGUGUCAAGGCCAAUUAUGUAAAUGAGACCGUUACAUCAUAAAGACCCCACACCAACCCAUUAUUGCCACAAAUAGAUGGCAGCCCUGUGGGAAACACUGUAGUGACUAGUACUUCUUCAUAUGGAUGUCAUACUAGAGAGGCUGGCAGAUGCUGCAUGUUACCUUGUUGAUUUCUUCAAUUGUAUCUCUCUAGAAUUCCCUUGUAGUAUAUGUUGUGUGUGAUGUUUGCUUCUCAAGUUUUAUUUUCUUGGUGUCAUAGGUCAAAGGACAGUUUAUUUAUAUUGUGUGUCUUUGUGUUUAUUGUAAAGAAUUAAGGAUAACUGACUCAAACUAAUACAUUGUGUGAUGUAUUUAAAGGGCACCUCACUCCUAAAUUCUAUGAUGAUUAUUCAUAGACGACACUGUGUCCAAGGAUCCUGUGACUGAGAAAAUACAAUUCUGUUCUUGCAUUCAGUAUUAUUCCACCCUGUUGUAGCUGAAAAGGUGGUUGAAAGGACCAUAAUGAAAGCAAAGAAAGACUUCCCAGGUCAUUGUUUUGUCCGAUUAGUUACAGUACUGGUGUAACUUCAACUUAAAGUCAAAAUAAAUAAUCUAUAUUUUUAUUGCAUUAUAGUGGGAUUCUCUCCUCAUCAAGGGGGAAGGUGCCUUGAAGGGUAUUGUGUUCAGUACUUUUGGUAUAAAUUUGCCUCGUUCAUCAUUCGUCCCAACCAAAGAAGAAAAUCCUGCUGUGUGUUCAAUGUUGAAUAGUUUCUCCGUCGCCUGAAAAUGAGCUCAUAAAUUUUACGACAUCUGGUGUGCAUUCAGGGACGUAGGUGUUUUUGUUUGCUGUGGUGUGUUCUUCAAAUUGUUGCAUGGUCGUUCCUCAUAAAACUAUUGCUGGAAUUAAAAGAAAGUUGACCAUUA
Doryrhamphus excisus (bluestripe pipefish) is the source of this 4486-nucleotide messenger RNA. It is a transcript of the gene ttl, whose product is annotated as tubulin tyrosine ligase. Gene Ontology annotation, cellular component: spindle microtubule. Gene Ontology annotation, molecular function: tubulin-tyrosine ligase activity. Gene Ontology annotation, biological process: protein modification process; microtubule cytoskeleton organization. Lineage: Eukaryota; Metazoa; Chordata; Actinopteri; Syngnathiformes; Syngnathidae. The record is from RefSeq and is a predicted model, not a curated record.